Anarrhichthys ocellatus (wolf-eel) is the source of this 895-nucleotide messenger RNA. It is a transcript of the gene snrpb2, whose product is annotated as small nuclear ribonucleoprotein polypeptide B2. Gene Ontology annotation, molecular function: RNA binding. NCBI's taxonomy places the organism in Eukaryota, Metazoa, Chordata, Actinopteri, Perciformes, Anarhichadidae. The transcript is spliced from 7 exons. The record is from RefSeq and is a predicted model, not a curated record. Bases 43 to 702 code for a protein of 219 amino acids.
UGUGUUUCCUGUUUUAUAUGAGCAGUGUGGAGGGAGAGAGACAUGGACAUCCGACCAAACCACACCAUCUACAUCAACAAUAUCAAUGAUCGAGUCAAGAAAGAAGAGAUGAAGCGUUCGCUCUACGCGCUCUUCUCGCAGUUUGGCCAGAUAAUCGACAUCGUGGCCAUGAAGACCAUGAAGAUGAGGGGACAGGCCUUCGUCGUCUUCAAAGAGCUCGCCGCGUCCACCAACGCACUGAGGCAACUUCAGGGCUUCCCCUUCUACAACAAGCCCAUGAGGAUACAGUACGCCAAGACGGACUCCGAGGUCAUCGCAAAGGUGAAAGGCACGUACGGCGACAAGGAGAAGAAGAAGGACAAGAAGAAGAAAGCUCAGGAGCCGCUGGCAGUCAGCUUACUAAAGAAACCAGCAGCGGGAUCAGGAGCGCCUGUGCACUCCAAUGCAGUACAGGUGCCGGAUAACCCACCUAACUACAUCCUGUUCCUCAACAACCUGCCUGAAGAGACCAAUGAGAUGAUGCUCUCCAUGCUGUUCAACCAGUUUCCUGGUUUCAAAGAGGUGCGGCUCGUCCCGGGGAAACACGACAUCUCUUUCGUGGAGUUUGAGAGCGACACGCAGGCGGGCGUGGCUAAAGACGCCCUGCAGGGCUUCAGAAUCACAGCGACCUGCGCCAUGAAGAUCACGUACGCCAAGAAGUAGCGUGAUCGUCCGGAGACACAAAGACACUCUGACUGGGAGGACCGGUCCUGGAUUUCCCUCGUGUUCCCAGAUGCUUUUGAUUUUUUGUAAAUGCUUUUAUUUUUAUUUUUGAAUCCUCUGCCGUCGUUCAUGAGGUCGAGCAAAUAAUCCCCGGCCAAUAUUUUGUUUUGUAAAAUAAAAGUCUUUUACAUAA